Molecule: messenger RNA, 7953 nt
Organism: Catharus ustulatus (Swainson's thrush)
Lineage: Eukaryota; Metazoa; Chordata; Aves; Passeriformes; Turdidae
Exons: 5
Coding region: 335-2647 (770 amino acids)
Source: RefSeq, a predicted model, not a curated record
AUUUUUUGUUUAAUUGGCUGGGAUACUACUCACAGAGAUAAAUGUAUCUAAGAUUACUGAAGUUUUGUGGCUUUAGAGCAUGUUACAAGGUUGCCUUGGAGGACUAAUAUUGAGAGCUGAGUACAAAAGCUUGCUUAGCAAAGCCCAACUGAAAUAUUUGACCUUGAUAACAAUGUUAGUUCUCUACCUUCUGUUUUGAAGAUAGCAGCUUUCUUUUUGAAGAAUAUGAGGGUUUUUUUGGGCAGGGAGAAGAAUGCUGAAUUUGGGCAGAACAUAAAAAUAAUUAAAAAGUGGUUGAUAAUGAUAACUUCUCUCUUUCAGUGUUUAAGGAACAAUGAAUACUGCCUCAACUUCAGAAAGUGGGUCAUAUUCCACAAGCCACCCAAGACCCUUUUUUUAUGCUCAGCCAUCAGCUCAACAGCCUUAUCCAAAUCCAUGGCACUUCAGUUAUGCAUACAGCCCAUAUUGCUUAGCUCCUUCAGGUAAGGCUUCCCAAAAUGGAAAUCCAUGUUUUCCAUUUUAUUCUGUUGCACUCCAUGAGUACCCUGGAUUUCUUGUUCCACAGCAUCCAGUGCAUGCAAGAAUUAACAGAAGGCCUUAUUUUAAUGCUACCUUACCUUCCCCUAUGUUUUGUCAUGCAACAAGAUUUAGACAUCAUAAUAGCCCUGGGAAGAAAAUGGAGACGAAAGAAACACAGACUGAUCCUAGACAGCCUGAAAGCAAGCAAAAAAGGCAGCAAGAUAUCUGUAGAGAAAUGAAAGGCUGUGAUGCAGGAAAUAUAGCCUGUGUUUCUCCUGGUGUAGGUACAGAGACUGAAACUACUUCAGAGAAACAAGAUUCAUGUGGGUCUUCUAUUGUGGUAGACAGAGAGUUUCAUAAUAAGAACCCUGCCAGCUCUACACAGCAUAGAAAUCUUCCUACUGGAAGCUAUGCCUUUAAGAAGGAAGAAGUGAGGAUAGAAUAUGGAAACGGCUCUCCAGCUAUUCAGCUGUGGAAGUCCUUUAAAGAAACAAUUCCAGUGUAUGAUGUGGCAAGUGGUAAACCGGUUCCAGAGAACAUAGUGCCACAUGACUUAUUUUCUGCUAACUCAUGUGAAGGUAUGAUAUAUGGCCCUCAUGAAGGGGAGAAUAUACUGCCGGGAGCUUCCUUAGAUGAGAGAAAAGUUGUUGUCACCUCCAAACAGGGUGCUGAAACUGUGCAAGAGAGACAUGUCCAAAAUAAUGAAGUGAAACUGGAUGAAGAAAAGCUGGCAAAAUCUCCUCCAGGGGAAACCAUGACAGUGCAAAUCACAGAGUUGGCAAGAUCUGUUGCUGUAGAUCAACCAGUGGUAAUAACUAAGAAGUCUAGCACUAAAAGGUCUUCACGAUUAAAAACUUCUCAAGAAGAGCCCAGCUUUAUUCAACAAGCAGGACUGCUUCCAUCUAAUGUGGAGGUAAUGAAUGACUUUCAGCAAAAAAAGCUGAAUUUAAACCACAGUGCAACCAAUGAAAGUCAGACAGAAAAAAAUAUCUGGAGUGACAAAUCAAUUGAGAAGUUUGCUCCCUCUAGCAGCUGGCUGGCUUGUUUGGACAGUAUGGACCCAACCUACAAUGUUUGUUUGCCAGAAAGGAAGUGCCAAUGUGCAAUCAGUCUGUCUUCUGAUGACAUGUCCUCUGGAGAGGAAGGCUCAUCAAUUGAUAAUGCCUCAGUGUCUUAUUUUGUGCCUGACUAUAUGCUUCAGAAGAGCAUGCAUACUUUUCAGAAGAGUACAGAGUGUUUAGAGAACAAGCAAAUUAAAAGUGGUGGGUCCCUUAAUGAAGAUGAAGUGGUAGGAAAGGAGCAGGUGAACAGUUUGAAUGAUCAAGAUGUCAGCUCUUCAAACACAAAGAUCAAAGAGGCUUUCAGUAAAGGUAGAAAGGUAGGAGCCCUUUCUAGGUCCUCUAGUAGGAAAGAAAUUGACUCUCUCAACAAAAAAGCAACCAAGAGUUUAUCAGAAGUUGAGGACUCUGAAAAAUAUUCUGUGAGGGGAGAAGAGGAAGGUGAAGAUGGAGAGGAUGAGUAUGAGGAGGAAGAGGAUGAUGACAUGGAUGAAAUUGAGUAUUUCUUUCAAGAAGGCCCUCCAUAUGGCAUCUUGAUGUCAAGUAAAGGAAAUCUCUACCAAGUUGGCCAGAGAGUGCUUUGGAAACCACCUACAAAUGCUGUACCAGCACAAUUAAUUAGCUGGCCUGCUCAGAAUAAGAUAGAAACUAGGAGUGGGGUCGUUGAAAAUACUGGUGUAGUUUACAAGCCAAAGAAGAGAGAACAAGAUGAAGUUGUAUACAGUGACUAUGGGUAUUAUCGAAGAAAGAGGCCUAAGACAAGAAGAGAAGGACUUGAGCACCAGCGAAUGCUACGGAAAUUCUUGGGAGGAAGGCUGUUAAGGGAUAACAUGGGGAUACCACCAGAAGAGUACUGGAUUAGAAAUGGUGCUAAACCCAGAUUUGCCAGCCAAAUACAAGGUAGUUUUUCACCUCCAGCAAAGAGCAAAGAACAAGUGUGCCCACCUUUGGUUAAACCAAAGAAGAGAAGAAUGUGCAAGCCGCCCUCAAAACGCAGAGACACGAGACAUGAAGUGGAAGAAGUAGAAAUGUGGGAGUGGCCUAAACACAGUGUACACAAGGGGCAUUGAACAAGGAAGUCUCUCUCUAAGAAAAGAUAAUUGGAAAUAUUGAAGCAGAAGAGAGGGGAAAUACCAAAGAUCUGUUUUAUAUAUAUAUCCAAGAUUUGAUCAUUAUUCCCUUGUGCAUUUUGUAAGUUGCUGCUCACUCUAAAAGGUCAAGAAGUGAUACUGUAAAGACUGAGGACACAAUUAAAAUGGAAUGAAGUAUUUAAUAUGAAAGUCACUUUUUUAUAACUAGCACAUCCACUAUUUAAAUAAUAAAUUUCAUAGAAUUGCACUUAGACUUCUUGUGUUCCAUCUUUACACAGUAGCAAAAAAACUUUAGGUGGCCAUGCAUGUGCACAACUGCUAUUCCAGCAUGACAACUAUUGCUGCCCUAUUCUUAAACUGUGCAGGAUUGUGAAGCCUCUCCCUGUCAUCUCAUAGUCAUAUGGUAUGAACAUAAGUUCAAUACUAUUUUCUAUCAGUUGGAUUUGGUUUUGUGAAAAUGUGAAGGAAUAUAGUUACAGCUGUAUGAGGUCAAGUGCUGUUCUAGAGUUUCAAGGCAGUUCCUCAGAUCUUACUCUCAUGACUGAGGACUAAAAUUAAAGCAUUUUGAGUUGAUGUGAUGCUUCCCUCUCCACCCCUUUUUGUCUGGAGAUUGAGUCCUUUAUGGAGACCCUGAGCUGGACAGGUGCAUCUGAAAGGUAAAACAAAAGUUUUCAGAGGUGUGCCCUGUUUCUGACUUCUUAGUGAUGACUUCUAUGCCUUGCAGUUAAAACUGUCCCUGGAAGUCUCUUUAUAGAACUAAGAUAAUGAAAGUAGGUCUGUGCUAAGCUGUCUUAUGAAUAAUGGUGACAGAGUGAUCUAGAUGAGGUGGAUAGCUCAAAAAUAUGUAAUUUUUUCCCCAUGUCUAUGAAAGUUAUCACUGUGUGAGAAGAAUAAAUAUUGCUGGUCUUGAAUGAUUACCAAAUGAAGUGAUAGUGUCAGUGAAAAAGAUAGGGGAACAGAAAAAAAAACCCCAACAAAACGAAUAUCUGGCUUUCCUUAAAAAAGGGUGGGGUAAAUGGAUAGACAGAACUUGGCCUUUUGCCUCCUCUCCCAUGUUCUUACUCUAUCCCUAGAGUAACCUACAUGGAUAAAAGUAGUAUUUCCUGUUUUGUUCAGGUUUUGUGCCUACCUAUUACUAGUUUGAUCUGUAACUGAAGUUAUGGUGUUUUCCCUCUUAGUGAGGAAUACUGAUGUUUCCUUACCCAACUGAUCCUUAUCUCUUGAUUAUUUUUAAUACCACCCGUUAGGUUAAAGCUCUGCUAUAGCUACAGCCUUUACCACAAGCUAUUAGGGGUAAGAAGCCAUUGUGGUGACAUGCUUUCAAUUCCUUUUUACUUCAAGCAAUGAAAGAAAAUAAAUGCAAUAAAAAUUCUUAUUUGGCUUCGAUGCUGCAUAAAAUCUCUGCACCAGAACCUCAAAGACUAAAAUAAGGCAUUCAAGCAUGGAAUGCUUUUAACACCCAUUUCUGCUGAUAGCCUUAGCUGUAUCUUUUGCUUCUUAUCUGGUAAAGGGAAUAUUCAUGACCUCACAAUCACAUAACAUUCUUACUUUUGAGACUGGGUAAUACUUGACAGGUACUCCAAAUGAUCAUGCUGGUCAUCCUUUCACAGGUCUUGCUCUAAUCAGUGUGAUUUAUACUCAGAUGCAAGAAGCAAUGCAGGGCCUGGGGAUGCUCCUGAGAAGAUGUGAAGGAGUAGCAAGUAAGAGAGUUUACACUAUUUGAAAAAAAAUGCUAUUUUAAACUGGUUAUAUCUUGUGCUUAUGCCCAACACCUACAAGCAGUAGGCAUGAAUGCUCCAGUGUUCAAGAACAAUUCUUUGAUAAAGUUAUGUGCAGUGUAUUCUACUCUAUUAGUCCUGUGAUCUUAAGCCAAGCAGAAGACUUAGGGUUUUUUCCAUUCAGCAGCAUGGAUGCUUUGUGGAUUACAUCUUAGCUGGCUUAUAGCUGAAUCUAAUGUUCCAGUAAAACGGUCAUACUUCACAAAGGCUGUGGAGUACAGACUGCAUUUAAAAGGCUAUGAGUUCAAGCCUAGGUCCUUUUUAUUCAGCCAGGUAACUAAGGCACAGUAAUACUUAGUCUUGCAGAUGCACAUACGUGUCAACUUUUGUUCCCUUUGUCACUGCAGCCAGACUAACUGCCCAGUGACUCACUGCAGAGCUGGCAGUACUGCAAACUUGUAACUGUCGCAUUAUUGCAUUGCCUUGGAAGUUUUCACACGCUUCCUGCAGCAUCUCCUAAAAGGCAGCUGAAGAAUUUAUUUGCUGCUUGGCACACCAGCAACAAACCUUAGAGGCCUCUGGAAUUGCCAUACUGAGACAACUGUUUGGACAGACUUACUGUCUGUGGCUCAGGAUUUCUAAAUCAUUAUUUGCAGCUAACUGAAACUUCUGUUGCACAGUGGGUGUGGUGUAACUACUGAAGUGGAGCUGUGGGUUCUGUUGGCUUGCCAGGUAUAAAUUCUGUAUUUUAAUUUUCAGUUUGGUAGCACCUGAAUGGCAUAAUUUUUUUUUUCCUUUUAUAAUGCCUGAUGUUCUACCUUAUACUGGAAAAUAUUAACUACAGGUCUUUCUAUUAAAUCAAACAAAGGAAGAUCGGAGCCAAUGGCAAACAAAACCCAAACCCCAAAAGCUUGUAACUGUAACACUGAAGGCAUACCAAGGAAAACCAAAUGCAUUCUUUUUUAGAGUCCUUAGCUUCCCCUGACUUGCUACCACUGGCUGUCUCACUCAAAAAGUCUAUAACACCCCCGCUGAUUGAAUGGCCAAAGAAAUAAGAAAAAUAUCAGUAUUUUACCUGAACUACACUUCUGACAAAAAAUGGUGGCAGAGUAUUAAGAUAAAAGGAUGUGGAAAGCUGUAUUGCCUUUGAGGUUUGUUUUAGCUGCAUUUUAUACUUCUUUAGUUUCAUGGGACUAUACAACUACGCUGUUACCUAUCACUUUGGGUUUUAACAGAAUAUUUAAAUGGAAAUCUGUGUCUAUAAAGAAGGCCAGAAAGAAUGUUCUUUAAACAAAAACAUUAAAUGGUUAUGAUUUAAAAACUAGGGCUAGUCAAUUAUUCAAGACUAUAACUUUCUAUCCUGCUUUCUGGGUUUACUUCUACAUAGAACUGUUUUUCAUUAAUCUAAAGGGGUGUUGGUAUUUAUCUCUAAUCCACAUAUUUUUAAAGGGCUUAUCUUAAAUGACAGCUUUGGCACUGUUUAAAAUGCCAAAUGAUGAUGUGAAUCAUGCUUCUCAGCACUCUAGCCCUGGCUGUUAAAAGUGUUGCUAGAACUCUUAGUCUAUUGAAACUUAAGUUUUGAAAUGCUACUUUUAUGAGUUGCAGUAAAGACCUACAUGCAAUAUGAUAGAGGCUUAUAAAACUGGAAAUAAUAUAGGGAGAAAAAACAUGAAUCAGUUAUUCACAUACCUUCCAGUGUAAGAUUAAAGGUGUGUGAAAUUAAACUAAUACAAAGCAGUGUGAAAGCCAAUUGCUACAGAUUAAUUAACUAAUAAUGAAGAAUUUAUUGCUGAGGAAAAUGGCAAGGUUUAUAACCAGUGAUUGAUAUAGAAGAAAAUACAUAUCCAAGGCCACUAAAUACUGAAAUCUAACCCGUGAUUCUAAGUACCUGCACCACAGGUCCCUCUCAGCAGUAGAGGCUGAGAGAGCAUGUCAGUGAAGUAACAGAAAUAAUAGAGAGUUUGCACGUGUUCUGCUGUGGAGACAUCUUCUAUUAACCAUGAUUGGAAAGAUACUGAUAUAACGCACCUUUAGUCAGGCAUAGAAAAGUGAUUUGGCAUCUCCAGCAUUUAAAUUAGAUUUGAUAUAAAUUAGAAAUCGUCUCCUAAUUUAUUUUUCUUAAUUGUUGAAAUAAUAAACCCUGAUAGAUACAAAGAGAGUUCCAUUAACACGGAAAGGGAUUGCAAAGGAAAAAUUGAAUUGUUUUCAUUAACCUAAGCUUCAGAAAAUCUUAAAUGACAAAAGCUAAAGUAACUGAAUAGACCUUCAGCUAGCCCUGCUCUAGACAAGCCUAAGUAAGAGUUUCUCUUGGAAUGCAUCUGGUGAGUAUCGUGCUUCCAGCAUCUGUUCAAUAAUCAAUAAAUGCAUUAAUCUCAGCAUCAAGUGUGGCAACACAAGAAUCCUAGAAUGGUUUGAGCUGGAAGGGGCUGUAAGGAUCAUCUAGUUUCAACCCCUGCCACACCCAGGGCACCUCCCACUAGACCCAGGUUGCUCAGAGCCCUGUCCAACCUGACUAAGAGAAUCAGUCCAUUAGAGAUCUCCCCAUGCUAUUUCAGCUGUUAAAUCUUCUGGUGAAAGAACAAGGGUCUUAGAAUUUGAUGAGGCUGCUGAUAGAGGGAACUACCACAAGUCACUAGUAAGUCCCAUCACAGGGAGAUCUGCUAAAUACAAGUGAAAAUCCAACUCCACCUUCAAGCUCUAGGAAUAUGAUACAGAAACUUUACAUACGUAGGCCUUGCUUAUCUUGUUUUCCUCAAAACAUAUUGUGAAUGACUAGCAAGGAAUGGGGGGUUAUUUUACUAAAUCACUCUUAGACAUCUAGGAGAGAAGAAAAAAAUUUUAAUUCAUACUUUCUCUCAUCCUCUCUUCCAAAGGUCUGAAGAAAAUAAAAAAAAUCUUAGAUGUAUUUUAGUCCAUGGUUCCUUGACUUCACUGUUAAUGUUCACGCUCCUGUAUUAGAGCUUUAUCAUGUGGAGUUUUUUCUUUCAAUCUUUCCAUACCUACAGAGACUAAAUUCUAUAGAAGUUCUUUCAAAGCACAUCUAGUUUUCUCUUUCCUUUUGCACAGUACCAGUAUCCAUCAUCUAGCUCCUCAAGUCACAGCUCUGUACUAAUGUACCUUGAGGUAUCAAAGAGAUACUGUUUAUAGCUAUCUCCAUCUUUCUGGUUGAGUCAAGAUUAUUUUAAAAGAAAAGUGAGGUCAGUAUGUAAGGUCUAUUAAGUACAAAACUUUCUCUUCUUCCUGCUUACAAGUUCUUUACUAUUGCUCUGUGGCUUCAUGCAUAUAGUUUGAAUACUAUUUUGAAAGCCUUACACAUUUAUAUUUUUGUUACCUUUGUUAUUUUGUUUGUAUAAAUUGUUACCACAUCAAAUUGAGUAAACAUAAAAAGUAAGUGUGAAUUUAUUAACCCCAAGCCUUUUAAAAAGGAAACCUCCCUCAACUUCUAUCAAAACAACUGAUACUGAAGAAUAUGCAGAAAUUAAUAUUUUAAUUUCUUAUGUGAAAGCCCCCUUUUAAAGUAACUAAACCCACUAUCUCUUUACAGUUAAGCUGAAUAUGUAACAUCAU